GGGUCUCUUCUGGUGAUACGUUCACGAAAUCUACAACUGCCCAUGUCCAUAAGCAAACGACCAAUUCCAAAAGCAGUGACUCAACGUCUGCUAGUCAGACGACAAAAUCGUCACAACGCUCCAGCACAGAAACUCGAACUACCUCAAUUAAUACCCAUACAUCCGUCACCACUGCAGACGACCAAACCACAAAGGUCACCCAUUCCACCCAAGAAACCACGAAAACCGUCACAGCUUACCCUCUGAGACCUACUUUAACCGUCCAAACAAACAAUAUUGUAUUACCAUACUCAAAAGCUGUGCUUAGUGUCAGCUGUGUUACGAUGUACGCCAGGCAAUGGAGGGAGAUGAGGAUCUACCGUCAAAUGGAGGGGGAUUCCAUCGUAAGCCUCGUUGUGGUCAAGUCAAACAUGGGCUCACCGAACGUGGAAAUAAGCCCCAACUUUACGUCCGAGAUAAGCUACAAAGAGGAUGCCUUACUAGUAACAAUUCACUCCAAGGAAGUGGACUGCUCGUACCUUGGAAACUACACCUGUUUGUUGGCGCUCCCAGAUGAAACUUACAAGAAUACAACCCGAGUCCAAGCUCUGAAUAAAAAGAAUUCCAAACCUAAGCUGACCGUUUCCACCAGUGUCGUGGAAGACAACACUGCCACUAUCACGUGUUCUAUGGAGCUGAUUGAACCGAACGCCACCAUCACUUACAAAUUUCGCCCGCCUGGUCUGGACAAGUACUUUAACCUCAGUCUGAGCCCAAAUAUUACUCGGACGUGGACAGGGUGUUCUCUACUGAUUGAGAGUACACUCACUAUGGUAUCUAAGAUGCAUGAUAAUGGAUCUGUCUUUAUGUGUGAGGUGACGACAUAUCGUAAUAACGCCAUCACUACAUAUACAUCAGAAGCCGAAUUUAACGUUAUUCCAAAAACUUAUUGUGAUGAUAAGAAUGCUUUCGCCAUAUACCCUCAUCCCUACGAGACGUGCAAUAGCGUCGUGUACUGUUAUGUGAAUGGUCCACAGGUGUACAAAAUAAACUGUGGAGAAGGGUACUGUUACGACACGACUAAAACAAAUUGUGUGAAGGUGGCUUCCACAUCAGUGCCUAACACCACCCCUACCACCAACACCACCGUGGUGGAGACUCAAACAACGGGGCUGCCAUUCGAUUCCAAGGAUAUAUAAAUACCCAAUACAUGAUGGGAAAUAUACUCUGUGUUAUUACUGAGGUCAUGUGGCAAUUUUGAAAAAAAAACUAGAAAAAUCAACAGAAGAGAAACGACAAGUUUUCUCUUUAUCAAACCUCCCUCAAAAAAAGAGAAAACUUUUGAAAAAUAAUGUCUCCCUUGGGAUUACGAUUAAUCAUUGUGUUAAAAUCACCUUAGCUGACUGUUAGUAGUCAACGUUAUAAAUUCAACAAACAAGAGCGAUUGUAUAAGAACGCGCUUGUCAGCUGACGGUGAACGUUCUUGUUUCUUCAAACCCGGAAAUGUUGGAGUGAUGAAGUUUAUAAAGGUGAAGAUCUUGUGUAAUGUAACUUUGUUUUAAAUUUAGCUCUUUCUGGACUCCUCAAAAUCUAUUCAUCAACAAGUAAUGCCAUAAAACGUUGACUUAUAAAGCAGACCAAGCAGACCGGAGAACAGGAUCCUGUACGUAAAUACAAGUCCCAGAAAAGUACAUGGGUGACAUUUAUGGAGGAAAGCUGUGGAUUUUUAAAAUAAGCACGAAUUAAUCACAGCGAUAGGUGGAAAUUAUGAAACAUCAAUGUCAUAGACAUCUCUCAUAUAGACUUUUCCUUUUUACCUUGAUCAUGCGUAC
Molecule: messenger RNA, 1811 nt
Organism: Saccostrea cuccullata (small rock oyster)
Lineage: Eukaryota; Metazoa; Mollusca; Bivalvia; Ostreida; Ostreidae
Exons: 5
Source: RefSeq, a predicted model, not a curated record